AUGUACUGUUUUGAGAAAGAGGGAACGACCCUUUGUCUGCAUAUCAUUACUCCAUUUCCAAAAAUAACGCAAAUCUUGGCACCAUUUUCAUUCCUGCUUGCGUUUCUUACCGGCCUGGUGGUGCCGUCACUGUCGAUGUACUCUCCGCUCGAAUCUCCAACUAUAUUUCCCAUCAAGUAUCGAUGGGAAGCAUUAAAAGGAGAGCGAAUCGUUUAUUGUUCCCCGUCUCAGUAA
Molecule: messenger RNA, 234 nt
Organism: Lindgomyces ingoldianus
Lineage: Eukaryota; Fungi; Ascomycota; Dothideomycetes; Pleosporales; Lindgomycetaceae
Exons: 3
Coding region: 1-234 (77 amino acids)
Source: RefSeq, a predicted model, not a curated record